GGGAAAUUCAAAUGUAUAUUUAUUUUAUACCGCUGAAUAAAAGUGAAAAGCCGCAAAAGUUGUUCUUUAAAGUUUCAACAAUUAAUUAACUAGUUAAUUGUACUUAAAAAUAAUUGAUUAUUUGGCACGGUGUAGGUGUUAGAGCGAUGGCGAAACAACCCAGCCGAAGUGAUCGAGAUCGCCUUGACCGUUCCAAUUCUGGCGGAGGGCGGAAGGACAGCAGCAGUAGCUUAAAAAGAGAUCGUCUAUCGUCCAAGGAGGACAGGCGGCUCAGAAAUGAAAGAGAACCACUAGUGAAAUCCGGCAGACUGUCGUUAUCAUCAUCCUCCUGCGGUAAAUCCGACCCUUCUAGUUCAAAACAGACCAAUUCAUCAUCUUUUGGGAAAACCAAUCUAAUCCCACCCACAGAAUCGAAGAUGGACGUGGAUAAAGAUCCAGUAACGUUGAAUAAGAAAGAGUUGUAUGAAAGCGUUGUCGAGCAUGAGAACAAUUUGGCCAAAUCUCUCAAUGCAACGCAAAGUUUGAGCGAAGGUCACAAUAUUUGUGCAGAACUGGAGAAGAAUUUGCAGGAAAUUAUGUCCAUGCUGACGACACCCACGACAGAUGAGGACGAUUUUGAAGACAAAAUGGAAGAAGGUCUAAUGAAGUUAUCGAGCCUUCGUUUAAUAAAUCGGAUGAUGAAAUUGAAACUAAAGUCGGUCAAGGACGAGCAGCUCAGUGUGAGAAGUGGCGUAGAUUCUGAUCACCUUCACCUUCAAAACCUUUUGUAUGAAGCGACAAUAUUGCAAAAGCAAGCCGCAGCCGUUCAGGAAUAUAAGGGAAAAGACGCAUUAAUUGAUCUCAUUCCGAUCGAGCAAUUUUAUGAAGAAGCGCCAGAGAAGAUAACUAAAACCAAGUCUACCAAAUCGGAUCCACACUUACAACGAAUCGCAAGACUAGAGUACGAAUUUGUUCAAAGACGAAAACUUACUGAAGAUUGCAAUUCCUUGGAGAAAGAAAAGGAAUCUGCGUCCAAACGUAUUACUGACACGCAAGGAAAACUUGACAGCAUUUGUCCCUUGUUGAACAGCAUCCUGGAUGCGACAAAACCUCUCCAGCAGAUUUUUGGAAUUGAAAUAUCGUCGAAAAAGGAAGAAAACGAAAUCGCACAAUAUCUUCCGGCAGAAUUGUACGUUUUGUUCGUUCAGUCGAAUGCGUUCAGGGAAGCAAACGCAGAAAAAAUGGAUUUGGUAGUUCAUCUACGUGGAAAUGUGGAGGCAGCUAAAGAAUUAAUGGUCACCCCAGAAGAAGACAAAGAUGAUUCUGAUUCCGACAAAGAGCUGGAUUUCGAUGAGACGGAGACAUCAAGAAGAGUAAUACGGAAAAAGAGCUCAAAUAACUUAUCACGGGAAGAUGCGAAGAACAAAUUAAUAGAAAAACAUCCCUUGUGGAUUGAGUGGAUCGUUAGCUCGAAGGGUUCAAAUGCCGUACUGAUUCAAUUCUUUUACCUGAGAAAACUCAAAAUCAUUACGGUAAAGGCUAAAACGGUGGACGACGUCAACAAAAUUCCAGAUUGCGAAAUCGCGUCAUCGGAGAGUUUGUUGGAAGACUUAUUUCCAGACGAUACGGGAUUAUACAGCCCAAAUCCGGCUAAUCGGUACCUACUUCAAAAAGUUGAUACGAAGGAAAUUGCAGAUUUUGUGUCCGCGACGGGCAGACCUUUUCUCUGGGCGCAGAGACUCGCGGGUGUGGAAUUUCCUCCUUUGACUGAGCAUUCCGAUGCAAAUGACGAAAGUUUAAGUCGUCCUAAGAUGGAAACGAGUUAUCUGAAUAUUGAAAUCGUCUUGAAAAAGAUCAAAUUGCGUCUUUCGAACCAAACUGCGUUACACGAACAGUUAAAACUUUUAGAAGCGAAAAAUUUGGAGAUUCCGACCGAUGCAAAGGAAUUGUUUCCAGCCAAAUUGUCCACCACGUUUAAAUCUUGGGAAUCAAUCAAUUUUACGACUUAUUGUAGCUACUCUUUUGCGAAAGAACAUUUGCGCACGGAUAUCGUGGCUGGAGAGAAUAUAUUUUUUCGAGCAUGUUUGGAGCGAGGUCGAGCACGGAUCACUGCAUUGGUCACAUUUACCUCCAAUUUCCCCAUAACGCCACCCGUGUUCUCGAUUCAGCUUGAAAAGGAGGGAGCAGGAGAAAGGAAUUCCACAAAUGAUGCCGUAAUUCGGCAUUUAGAAUGUGAAGUGAACCUAUAUUGCCUUGAAGAUUUCCAACAAUGGCCCAAAAUUCUGGCUAGUCUCCAACUACUCCGACUUAUUCAAGGGAUCGACAUUAUCUUAGAGACAGAUUUUCUAGUCGGGGAAUCUUCAAGUUCUUCAGAAUUUGUCAAUGAGAAAUUAUUGCUUCGGGCGUCAACCGGUCGGAAUCUUAGAAGACCAUUCAAAUACUGUGGAACUGGUGGGGGUUAUUUUUCACAGCGAUACUAGCACGUUUUUUAUUAGAAAUAAAUAUUUACAUAAUGUUUGUUACAUUUUACAAAGUUUAUAUAUGUAUUUACAUAUUUUUGGUCUUAAUCUUGUUAAAAAUAAUUAGUGAUGCUUAUAAAUAUUUAUGCAUUUGAUAUAAAUAUGACAAUUGUUCCUAUAUCUAUAAAUAGCCUUUGUUA
Molecule: messenger RNA, 2638 nt
Organism: Folsomia candida
Lineage: Eukaryota; Metazoa; Arthropoda; Collembola; Entomobryomorpha; Isotomidae
Product: THO complex subunit 5 homolog
Exons: 15
Coding region: 147-2459 (770 amino acids)
Biological process (GO): mRNA export from nucleus; positive regulation of DNA-templated transcription, elongation
Cellular component (GO): THO complex part of transcription export complex
Molecular function (GO): mRNA binding
Source: RefSeq, a predicted model, not a curated record